UCCACAGAAUGCCUUAUUUUACAAGACUCAUUUUGAUCUUGUUUUGCCUGAUGAUUCUUGUGGAAAGCAGAAAGCCCAGGAGGAGGAGAUGGACAGGGCAGCUGGAAAUGCCCAGGCCAAGUCACUUAUCCAAGAAGAACCUCGAUGUAACCAAAGUCCAGAAAGGAAAGCCUCAGCCGCUUCUGAGGGUGGAACAACACGACUUCACCAUGAGGCCCGCCUUCGGAGGCCCUGCCAUCCCUGUGGGCGUGGACGUGCAGGUGGAGAGCCUGGACAGUAUCUCCGAGGUGGACAUGGACUUCACCAUGACCCUGUACCUGCGGCAUUACUGGAAGGAUGAGAGGCUGGCCUUCCCCAGCACCAGCAACAAGAGCAUGACCUUCGAUGGCCGGCUGGUGAAGAAGAUCUGGGUCCCCGAUGUCUUCUUUGUUCACUCCAAAAGGUCAUUCACGCAUGACACCACCACCGACAACAUCAUGCUGAGGGUGUUCCCAGAUGGCCACGUGCUGUACAGCAUGAGGAUCACUGUCACCGCCAUGUGUAACAUGGACUUCAGCCACUUCCCCCUGGACUCCCAGACCUGUUCUUUGGAGCUGGAAAGCUAUGCAUAUACAGAUGAAGAUCUGAUGCUGUAUUGGAAGAAUGGAGAUGAAUCCCUGAAAACAGAUGAGAAGAUAUCCCUGUCUCAGUUUCUGAUUCAGAAGUUUCACACCACUUCCAGGCUGGCCUUCUACAGCAGCACCGGCUGGUACAACCGUCUGUACAUUAACUUCACGUUGCGUCGUCACAUCUUCUUCUUCUUGCUGCAAACCUAUUUCCCUGCUACCCUGAUGGUCAUGCUGUCCUGGGUGUCCUUCUGGAUUGACCGCAGAGCUGUGCCCGCCAGAGUUUCACUGGGGAUCACCACCGUGCUGACCAUGUCCACCAUCAUCACGGGCGUGAACGCCUCCAUGCCCCGUGUCUCCUACAUCAAGGCCGUGGACAUCUACCUCUGGGUCAGCUUCGUGUUCGUGUUCCUCUCAGUGCUGGAGUACGCGGCCGUCAACUACCUGACCACGGUGCAGGAGCGGAAGGAGCGGAAGCUGAGGGAGAAGUUCCCAUGCAUGUGUGCAAUGCUUCACUCAAGAACCAUGAUGCUGGAUGGAAGCUACAGUGAGUCUGAGGCCAACAGUCUGGCUGGGUACCCAAGAAGCCAUACUCUGACAGAAGAAGAAAGGCAAGAUAACAUAGUGGUCCACCUGGCCCUGCGAAGCGACUCCAACGCGUCCAGGAAGAAGGGGCUUCUGAAGGGCCAGGUGGGCCUUCGCAUCUUCCAGAACACCCAUGCCAUCGACAAGUACUCCAGGCCUCAAGGACAGAGACAAGAAGCACACAAAGAUACCCACAAGCAAGGCAGCAGUCCAAUUCUAAAACGAAACCCUGACCUCACCAAAUCACCAUUGACAAAAUCUGAGCAGCUCCUGAGGAUAGAUGACCAUGAUUUCAGCAUGAGGCCUGGCUUUGGAGGCCCAGCCAUUCCUGUUGGUGUGGAUGUGCAGGUGGAGAGCUUGGACAGCAUCUCAGAGGUUGACAUGGACUUUACGAUGACCCUCUACCUGAGGCACUACUGGAAGGAUGAGAGGCUGUCUUUCCCAAGCACCAACAACCUCAGCAUGACGUUUGACGGCCGGCUGGUGAAGAAGAUCUGGGUCCCUGACAUGUUUUUUGUGCACUCCAAGCGCUCCUUCAUCCACGAUACCACCACGGACAAUGUCAUGCUGCGGGUCCAACCCGACGGGAAAGUGCUCUACAGCCUCAGGGUUACAGUGACUGCAAUGUGCAACAUGGACUUCAGCAGGUUUCCCCUGGACACACAAACAUGCUCGCUCGAAAUUGAAAGCUAUGCCUAUACAGAAGAUGACCUCAUGCUGUACUGGAAGAAAGGCAACGAUUCCUUGAAGACAGAUGAGCGGAUCUCACUCUCUCAGUUCCUCAUUCAAGAAUUCCACACCACCGCUAAACUGGCCUUCUACAGCAGCACAGGCUGGUACAACCGUCUGUACAUUAACUUCACGUUGCGGCGCCACAUCUUCUUCUUCUUGCUGCAAACCUAUUUCCCCGCCACCCUGAUGGUCAUGCUGUCCUGGGUGUCCUUCUGGAUCGACCGCAGAGCUGUACCCGCCAGAGUUCCCCUAGGGAUCACCACCGUGCUGACCAUGUCCACCAUCAUCACGGGCGUGAACGCCUCCAUGCCCCGCGUCUCCUACAUCAAGGCCGUGGACAUCUACCUCUGGGUCAGCUUCGUGUUCGUGUUCCUCUCGGUGCUGGAGUACGCGGCCGUCAACUACCUGACCACCGUGCAGGAGCGGAAGGAGCGGAAGCUGAGAGAGAAGCUUCCCUGCACAUGUGGAUUACCUCAGCCCCGUGCUGUCAUGCUGGACGGCAGCUAUGGUGACGGCGACGGAGAGGUGAACGACCUGGGGAAUUUCCUGCCGGAGGGAGGUGAGAAGCCGGACAGGAUGAUGGUACAGCUCACCCUGGCCUCCGACAGAAGCUCCCCCCAGAGGAAAAGUCGGAGAAGCAGCUACGUGAGCAUGAGGAUUGACACCCACGCCAUUGAUAAAUACUCCAGGAUAAUUUUUCCAGCAGCAUACAUUUUAUUUAAUUUAAUAUACUGGUCUAUUUUCUCAUAGAGGCCAGUAAUUCUACACGUUUCACAUUCUUCAUGGUAUGUACUACAGAAUGCUUGUAUGAUGAAAAAUAAUUUAGAGUGACAGUUAAAAAAAAAAGUUCCCAAUACCCACCCAUGGUUUCACUAUCCCUACUCCAGCUCUCCAUAGCUACAUUGACAAUGUGCUCACUGGUUUAAUUUGCACUUAUUAACCAUCAGUUGUAUACACUGCAUUACAGUAGGUGCUGCAGGAUUGUGACACCCAUAGCAACUGAUGAUAGAUCCAGACGACCUGGAAAAGCCCACGACCACUGUUGUGAGCCCCUCAUAGGUAGUUCAAGCUCUUUUAGACAAUAGAUGCUUACCACGUGAAUGAUUUUUUAAAGUCUUUGGACUAGGUGGAAUCAGGGAGCACCUGCAGUUCACUUGCAUGGAACAUAAAUGUCCCUAAACCCCCACUCUGACAGAAAUUCAUGCUUCAGUUUAUAGCCUAUCACCUAUUUUUUU
Messenger RNA from Choloepus didactylus (southern two-toed sloth), 3157 nucleotides. RefSeq names its product gamma-aminobutyric acid type A receptor subunit rho2 (gene GABRR2). Gene Ontology annotation, biological process: monoatomic ion transmembrane transport; chemical synaptic transmission; signal transduction. Bases 9 to 2672 code for a protein of 887 amino acids. The record is from RefSeq and is a predicted model, not a curated record. Gene Ontology annotation, cellular component: synapse; GABA-A receptor complex; neuron projection. Lineage: Eukaryota; Metazoa; Chordata; Mammalia; Pilosa; Megalonychidae. Gene Ontology annotation, molecular function: extracellular ligand-gated monoatomic ion channel activity; neurotransmitter receptor activity; GABA-A receptor activity. The transcript has 18 exons.